AUGGGAAACGGAUUGAUAAAAGAAAAACAAAUUGAUAUGUUUCGAAAAAAAGGAGAUAUAUUAAAUACGAGAAAUUUUAAAGCUGUUCAUGUUGAAACUGUUUAUCCUCCAUUAAAAACUUCAACAAAAAUAUCUGUUUGUCGAUGUUGGAAGUCAAAAAAAUUUCCAUACUGUGAUAAUUCACAUCAAAAGUUACAACAACAAGGUGUUAUUUGUGGUCCAUUACUUUUGGAAGUUCGAAAAAGUAAUGCUGUUCGAUUAAAUUAA
Molecule: messenger RNA, 267 nt
Organism: Plasmodium vinckei vinckei
Lineage: Eukaryota; Apicomplexa; Aconoidasida; Haemosporida; Plasmodiidae
Product: CDGSH iron-sulfur domain-containing protein, putative
Exons: 1
Coding region: 1-267 (88 amino acids)
Cellular component (GO): intracellular membrane-bounded organelle
Molecular function (GO): 2 iron, 2 sulfur cluster binding
Source: RefSeq, a predicted model, not a curated record